Harpegnathos saltator (Jerdon's jumping ant) is the source of this 6196-nucleotide messenger RNA. RefSeq names its product protein similar. Gene Ontology annotation, biological process: regulation of transcription by RNA polymerase II. Lineage: Eukaryota; Metazoa; Arthropoda; Insecta; Hymenoptera; Formicidae. The coding region runs from base 1154 to 3655 and encodes 833 amino acids. The transcript has 3 exons. The record is from RefSeq and is a predicted model, not a curated record. Gene Ontology annotation, molecular function: DNA-binding transcription factor activity, RNA polymerase II-specific; RNA polymerase II cis-regulatory region sequence-specific DNA binding.
UGCCUUGCCUUGCCUUGCCUUGCCUUGCCACGCUUGGCGCUUCGCCUCGUCCCGCUUCGCCAUUGGCCAUUGGCCAUCGGAUCAACGAGACCGACGACGCGAGACAGAGCGUGCUGAGUGAGAAGCUAAGCGGCCGCGAUAAUAGGAGUCGGCGCGCGCGCGCGCGCGCCAGGAUAGCGCGCGCUCGAGGACGAGCGCCUCGCGAAGGAGGAAGAACGUGGCCUCCCUCCCCGCUCCCCGUCACCCACCCCUCCCCGUCCCGGAGGUGGUGCUCCAGCUGCGAGGUACCCGAGGACCGAGGAGCCGCGGCCACCGAGACGUGUCAAAGAGUCGGGCGGAAGGUCGAUGCGCUGCGAGGAGGACACCACGAAGAGUACGAGGAAGAGAGAGAGAGAGAGAGAGAGAGAGAGAGAGAGCCCGGUGAAGUCCUCCGGUGAAGAUACAGUGCGCGACGACCGGCACUCGAGCGCCGGCCUACGUCGUGUGUUUGCCGGCCGCGUCCGCGGGACCGCUCUCGAAAAGGCCGUUUCCUCCCCGACGUGGGAUCGCCAGCGGAGCCCGCCACGAGGAACGUGGUGACCGGACCGCUUCUGAACGACGACGAGGCUCUCGACGAAGAAGCACCUCUGUCGUCUCCGCCGCGCUAGAAUCGCUGCUUCACAAGAUCCGCGUGUCGUCUCCGCCUGAAGCUGCCAAGGAAGUGACGACGACGACGACGACGACGACGACGACGACGACGGCAGUUGUACAACGGUUUACAACGUGAUCAACUCCCCCCCCUCCGCGCCGCGCCGAGCCCCGACGCGCAAGUCUGGGAUGUUUUGAACGGGGUGCGCGCGAAAACGCCGCGAGCCGUCAAUCGUUCCGCGCCGCAGGACUUCCUCGGACAUCGCGUUGUUUACGAGGCGACCUCCGCGCCAGCGAAAACAGACGGAUGUCCGCGGGCGACACGGCCGGCGACGGUGACGCCGUGACACGCACGCAUUCGACGUCGCAGGUGAUCAGCGAGUUGCCGCGAGUUGAUGCGAGUUGAGGUGCACGUCGUCGUGCAGGACGCGAUCGACGGCGACGAGGACGAGGACUGCGAGGACGGGCAGCGGCACGUGGCUCGACUACACCGCGACGACGGCCGGCGACGGGACAGGUUGAAAAGAUGCUGGCACUCGCGAUGCGCCGUGAACACAUGACCGGGCGCAGCAAUUACGAGCCCGCGAAUCCGCUCGCGGGGUUCGAACACCUGCAGCACAACAGUGGCGGCAACCCGUUCGCGGUGGUGCCCUCGUCCGAGGGGCGAGUGCGCGAGACUAGGCCGGAGGCCGAAGGUGAGUUGCAGGAGUUUGUGGACAUUGCGCAAGUGCAACAGCUGCUGCAGCAGCAGCAGCAGCAACAUCAGCAGCAGCAUCACCAUCAUCACCAUCAUCACCAGCAGCAAGCGGCCGCCGCGGCCGCGGCGGCCUCCUGCAUCUGGGGGGCGGUUUACCCGCCGCCGCCGCCCACCCUAGGAUAUCAUCACCAUCACCACCAUCAUCAUCAUCCGCCACCGCCGCCGCCGCCGCCGCCGCCGCCGCCGCCACCGCCGCCUCAGUCAUCAGGCGAGGACACGCAGUGCGGUACCGAGGAUUCUGCCGCCGCCCAAGGAGGCGAUCCGCUCCAGAGGAUGACGAUGGACGGCAUGGAGGUGGUCGGCUCGCAGCCGCACGCAGCCACCAGCCCGUUUCUGCUCUCCUCGCCACCCCUAGGACAUCAUCACCACCACGCUCACGCGACCUUCAACCUGCAAACGGUGCAACUCAGCUUCGACGCGUGUUUACCGUACAAUGCGGCCUCUUCAUCCAACUCGGUCACCUGCAGCAUCGGUGGGACACCUGUGAGCGCGACCUGCACGAAUUCGUCGAGCAGCUGCAGCAGCAAAACCGUCCCUACGCUCUCACUGUCGUCGUGCGUGCCGUUGCACGCGCAGCUCCAGAUCACCCCGAGCGACUCCACCGCGGAGCACAGUCAUGGCCGGCACCAUCAUCAUCAUCAUCAUCAUCACCGGCUGGACGAUCAUCACCAGCACCACCUGCACGCUGGCAGCGCGUCCUCCCCGUCCGCCGACGCCGCGGACGGCAAGAGGAACCGGCAGGGGACCGAGGACGACGAUAAGGGCUGCAUCAGAAACUGCAGGAACGAUCUUCACGACGCGAACGACAAGGACAAGCCCGGCGACCUCAACACGCCGGUCACCACCAGCAGCGACCUACCGUCUUUCUUCGGCCCCUCUGCGCUUGUCGAACCGCCGCCGAUCUCAGGCAGCCUGGCGGGCGAGGACCUCUCGCUGGAAGAGGCGACCGCGGAGGAGGACGAGAGCGGUGCGUCCGCCGGCAGAGAUCAUCGACACCACCAUCAUCAGCAGCAGCAGCAGCAGCAGCAGCAGCAGCAGCAGGACGCGCGGAGCGCCGUGACGUCGAGCGCACCGUCGUCGAGCAGUCCGCCGUCGCGUCACCACCCGGUCCAGGACGAGGCGGACCGCGGUAACGUGCUGCAGGGCGGAGUGAUCCUGUACUCGUCGCCGCACACCACGUCCUCCGUGCCGGCGAACAACGUCAACAUCUGCAACGUGCCGACGCUAACCUACCGCGGUGUCUUCACCACGACCUGCACGCAGUCCUCGCCGUUGGGCAAUCUCCAGAGCGAGCAGCAGCAGCAGCAGCAACCGCAGCAACAGCCGACGAGCCAAGAGCUAUGGGCUCCGUUACCCUCGCCGACCUUAACCUUGGCAGGUCAGCCGUUCCUUCACCCCAACCUACAUUCAGCCGCGUACGGCGGCGAGACCGUCGAGUUAUUGCAGGUCGAUUCGAAGCCGCCCCCGCCACCCGGUUAUCACGACCCACCGACCACCACCCCUGCGGCCUGGCUGACGGCGCACGAGGAAGCUUACGAUCCCGGGCUCCUCUCUCACCAUCACUCUCACGCUCACCAUCACGAGACCGCGUUGAAGCAAGAGCCAACCGGCACGUCCGGCUACACGCCUUGCGUGCAGCAACCGCAGCAGACGCAGCCGCAGCAGCAGCAGCAGCAGCAGCAGCAGCAGCAGCAGCAGCAGCAGCAGCAGCAACAGCAACAGCAGCAGCAACAGCAGCAGCAGCAACAGCAACAGCAACAAGCGCCACCGCCGGCCGGCGGCGGCACGGGGGUGCAGUUAGCGGAGUACAACCCGAGCACGUCGAAAGGCCACGAGAUCCUCUCGCAGGUCUACCAGCAGAGCGCUCUACCUCUGCGGCUGGUGCCGGUGAAGCCGCGCAAGUACCCGAACCGGCCGAGCAAGACGCCGGUCCACGAGCGGCCGUACGCCUGUCCGGUGGACGGCUGCGACCGCAGGUUCUCCCGCAGCGACGAGCUCACCCGGCACAUUCGCAUCCACACCGGUCAGAAGCCGUUCCAGUGUCGCAUUUGCAUGCGUUCGUUCUCGCGAAGCGACCACCUGACUACCCACGUGCGCACGCACACCGGUGAGAAACCGUUCAGCUGUGAUCAGUGCGGCCGAAAGUUCGCCAGGAGCGACGAGAAGAAGCGCCACGCGAAGGUGCACCUGAAGCAGAGGCUGAAGCGCGAGGCAUCGCACGCCAACCCGAGGAGUCAUCCGCAGAGCCACGCGUCGUCGCCCUGCAAUUAAUGAAUUCCACGAUGACAACGACGUCGACAGAGAAAUCCUUCUUCAACGUUGAGAUCUCAUUACCUUUGUCACGCUCUGACAAAUUGUGAUCUAUGUUAUCCAUCCGCCUCCCUCGCACGCUCACCCCCUCUCCCCACAGAGCCACCCUACUUUUCACCCCAUUCUGCCCCUUCCUCCCAACUCUUCUCCGAGUCUUUUCUUCUUCGGUCUUGAACCAGACGCUCUCCUUCCUUCCUCCCCCCCCCCCUCUCUCUCUCUCUUUCCUUUGUGAUGGCCGAUGAAGAGACCUCGCGGAGACCUUUAGGCGGCCGAAACCGUCAUCGACUGAUCCGUCAUUCGUCGUCGUCGGUCCAUCAACUGUUUGCGCUAUCUUAGUACACGACUGGAUGCGAACCAAUCGAAUUUUUUCGCAUGCAGCGCGGGGCGCGGUAAACAGUUGCUCAUUCUGGGGAAUUAUCGCAGGAAUCGUAGCGGGUAAGCGUCGCGAUCUCGACACACACGUCGGACGGCAGAGACGAUCUGCGAGAAUGGUGCUUCGUUCGCGGUGUCUGCUGCGUCAUCGCGAGAAAUCGGACCUGAGCUGGAACGCCUCAAGCUUGAAAAAGAAAGAAAAAGACAGAUUCAACCCCCGCGACUCGCAGCGCCUGCAGAUGAUCAAUCGCUCGACCGUAAUCGUCUCAUUUUUGAAAUCGUAGAAAUCGCACACGUCACGGCUUGCAUCCGUAUCAUUGCACGAUCAUGAAAUCCGUCAAGUCCGCGAGAUAUUCAUCAGGGUCGUUACAAACGAUUGCCAUUGAGCGUCGCGAGAACAUUUUCGUGCAAUCGUAUAACAUGAAAUCGAUACUAUCCGCAGCUUCCGGGAACAGUAGAGUGACACAGCGGAGAAUACCGAGCGGGGGGGGGGGGAACAUGGAAGGAAGAAGGAGAUGAUUGAAAGGGAGAGAGAGAGAGAGAGAAAGAGAGAAGGGAGGAAGGGAGAAUAUCGCGAAUCGCUGCAUACGGGCGAUUUGGUGCGUGCAUGAGUAUGUGUGUGUGUGUGUGAGAGAGAGAGAGAGAGAGACGUAACGCUUCGUGAAACGUUAUAAUAUUGCAUCAGCUCGCUGUAUGAUCGACAUCACCAGCGGAAUUCAAUAUUUAAGUGGUUACACACGUCCUAUCCCUUCCUGUGAGCACAAUCGAAAAGGCUCGCUGGUGUUUUCGAGUGCAAUCCUCAAAAAGAAAAAGAAGAGAAAGUGAAAAGGAAGAUCAAAAAGAAAGCGUAUUGCCGCAUGGAGAUCUAUGCUACGAAUAGGAAAAGGCGCAGAGACUAUUAACGAGAGAGAGAGAGAGAGAGAGAGAGAGAGAGAGAGAGAUUCGCGAUAAUGGAAAUAGAGAUAUUUUUUUAUGUAUAUUUGUAUAUAACUAUAUAAUUGAACGUUACAACACCGAAUUACAGAGAGAACGAUCGAGACACGUAUAGAGGAGGAAAAAAUAUUUAUUUUUGAAAGAAAUUUUACGUUAGAGAGUAUAAUACGCAUAUAGGUGCUAAAGGAGGAAGAAGCUCCGUCUCACCGCGUCGCGCCGCAGAAGCGCGCGCGAUGUUUCGGAUGAAACUUGGUUUCGAUGACGAAAAAGAACCAAAAAAAAAAAAGAGGCGACUUUUCCGUGAGUCUUCAUCUGAUUUGUUCACAGUGUUCACACGAGGAGAACGUCGAUUUCUGAUCUCGUAGCAGCGAUCACAUAUUGCCUAUAUAGCGUCCCACGUGUAUGCAUUCUGUCGUGUUGUACCUUUGUCGUGCUCCGAACACGCUAAAUCUCGGCUGUCCCUGCGAUAUGUGUGCAAUCAUGUCACAUUGGCCCCGUCGCGGAUCUUCCCUCCCCCCUCCCCCUUCACCUCACCUCCUCCCAGCCUCUCUCCCACCCUCGCCGCGAUCGUUCUUGCCUCUCUUUCUGCAUUCUAGAUGAGAUGAGAAUUCCACGAAUUAAUAUUGUAAUUAAAACCAUUACGACCAUCGUUGUUGAAAGAGAUACUUCACGUGUACAUAUGUAUAUAAUUUAUUACUUAUAUGAUCGCUGUAUGUAUGUAAAAUCUAACGUCGUUAUCUUGCCCCCUUCUCGUUCUUUUCGCUCCCCGCGCUCUUCGUUUCUCGCAUUAUUCUCACCACCCUCGAACCCCUUCCCCCCUCCCCCCGCCGCCGCUCACGCCCCCUUUCCUGCCCUCGUCCUAUUCCCCUACGUGUAUACAUACGAUUUAGCGAUUGUUAAUGUUAUGUAUAUGUUGCUCUAUUUAUUAACAAGAUGACUAUAUCAAAUGAGAAUAUAUUGUUAAAGUCAAAUAAUUAUUUUUAUUAUCGUAAAGGACUACUUUGUCGAACGUGCAAUGCGUUACAAAAAAGUGACAAAAAUUUCGUACCUACGCUUAUACAAGUUACACAAGUUGUACAAGUUACACACUCGCAUGUGUGCAUAUACACAGACACACACAUACACACGUAACACGUACGUGUACACACGCGCGGGCGCGCGUACAUGCACGCAUAUUUUUCAAACAUUACACACACA